This is a messenger RNA of Metarhizium robertsii ARSEF 23, 333 nucleotides long. RefSeq names its product Ribosomal protein L31, mitochondrial. The record is from RefSeq and is a predicted model, not a curated record. Bases 1 to 333 code for a protein of 110 amino acids. Gene Ontology annotation, molecular function: structural constituent of ribosome. NCBI's taxonomy places the organism in Eukaryota, Fungi, Ascomycota, Sordariomycetes, Hypocreales, Clavicipitaceae. Gene Ontology annotation, cellular component: mitochondrial large ribosomal subunit. The transcript is spliced from 2 exons.
AUGUUCGGCCCGUUCAGAAUAACAAACCCGCUGUCGGGCGGUCUGCUGUGGAAAAUCCCCUGGCGCCUGUCGAGGUUCCAGAAGCGCAGACACAGGUUACGGCUCCGUGCGGUGGAUAGCGUCGUGGCCACGCUGGAUUCGGCUCUUGCAAAGAAGGGACAGACGCUCGAGGCGUUGGAGCGGUGGAAGGCCGAGAUGCCGACUGAGGCGGAGAUGCUGCCCAAGGAUAAAUAUACCUUGUUUGACCGCAAGGCGAAGCGGUACAGGAAGGGGAUUCACAAAUUGCCCAAGUGGACGAGGGUGUCGCAGAGAGUCAACCCCCCCGGUUAUUAA